AUGCUACACGAAUUGCUGCUGGCGCUCGUAGGUUACACUGGAGAUCUCAUCGUCGACGAGAGGGAACACCAAGAAAAUCUACGGGUUAACUUAUCCCCGGACGCGCCCCUCGCCGAUGAGCCGACUUUCAGGCUCGCGUCAGAUAUUUCCUUCAUUCAGCCCAGCGAGAGGGAAGUUAUUGAGAGAGUGAUUACGCUAGGUUUCUACUAUAGGGAGCUAGAACGCUUUGCUGCUAAAUCUAGGAAUUUAAGUUGGAUUCGAUCUUCGAAUGAGUCACCCUUGUUGAGAGCCGCAGAAAUUUCAAAAGGAAAGAAAGUUAAGCCAAGUGUAUAUAGGAGGGCAUUGGCAAAUGGCAUUGUUGAGAUGUUGUCUGUCUACAGAUCUGCUGUUUUGCAAAUCGAGCAGAAAUUGUUGUCUGAUUCCCUGCCCAUCCUGGCAACUGUGACACAAGGACUCAAUAAGUUCUUUGUCUUGCUGCCACCUCUUUAUGAGCUCAUUUUGGAGAUUGAGCGUGAUAAUGUAUAUGGCGGGAGACUUCUCAAUCUCUUACAAAAGCGAUGCCAUUGUGGGGUUCCUGAACUACAAACAUGCAUUCAGCGGCUUCUAUGGCAUGGACAUCAGGUCAUGUACAAUCAACUUACAUCAUGGGUGGUUUAUGGGAUCCUUCAUGACCAGUAUGGAGAGUUCUUUGUUACAAGGCAAGAGGAUAGGGAUUCUGAAGAUGACACAGGGGCAGAUACACUUAACAAAUUGGCUCGCAUGUCAACCAAUGAUGUGUCUCUAACUGAUUGGCAUCUGGGUUUCCACAUUUCUCUGGAUAUGCUUCCAGAGUAUGUUCCAAUGCACAUAGCUGAAUCUAUUCUAUUUGCUGGAAAAGCUAUCAGAGUUCUCCGGAAUCCAAGUCUUGCUCCAUCUCAUCAACACAUACAGAAAGGAUCCCAAAGGUCUCAAGUAUCUACGGGAAGGCUGUCCAUGUUGAAGGACUCUUCUAUACAAACUAUAUUGACUGGAGAAGAAUUACUUCCACAAUCUGAGGCUGACAAAAUUGAAUCUAUGCUUCAAGACUUGAAGAGUUUUCUUGAGGAGAGUCGUGUGCUUAUGCGGUUACCACCUCGUCAAUCAACUGCUGAAGCUGAUCUGAUGGUUCCAUUUCAACUGGCUGCAUUAAAGACUAUUGGCGAAGAGGAUAAAUACUUCUCCAGAGUGUCUUUGCGGAUGCCUGGAAUCACAUUGAGAUCGUCCCAUGGUGAGUUGCCAAAAUCAAAAGCAUAUUCUGAUGGUGAUACGGGCGCACAAGCAGAUACUUCUAUGGAGAUGUCAGUGGAUGGCUGGGAUGGCGUUGCUCUUGAAUACUCUGUUGAUUGGCCAUUGCACUUGUUCUUUACACAGGAAGUGCUCUCUAAGUACCUUAGGAUCUUUCAAUACUUGCUCCGUCUAAAGCGCACUCAAAUGGAAUUGGAGAAGUCAUGGGCUUCUGCAAUGCAUCAAGACCAUUCCGAUUUUGCCAAACGUCACAACAAGAGCCGUAAAAGUUCAACAUCUCAACAGAAACGGCAACGCUUUAGACCAAUGUGGCGUGUUAGAGAACAUAUGGCUUUCCUGAUCAGAAAUCUCCAAUUCUAUAUUCAGGUGGAUGUAAUAGAAUCUCAAUGGAACGUUUUGCAAUCUCAUAUUCAAAAUUCUCGGGAUUUCACAGAACUGGUGGGAUUUCACCAAGAGUACUUAUCUGCACUGAUUUCACAAUCUUUCUUAGAUAUUGGUUCGGUCUCACGCAUUUUGGAUGGCAUUAUGAAGCUUUGUUGGCAAUUUUGCUGGAAGGUUGAGAACCAAGAGAACAAAGAAAUCACCACCGAGUUAGAGCACAUAGCUGAGGAAUUUAAUAAGAAGUCAAAUUCAUUAUACACGAUUCUCCGCAGCAGCAGGAUAGCCGGGAGUCAACGUGCCCCAUUUCUCAGGCGGUUCCUUCUACGACUCAACUUCAAUUCAUUCUUUGAGACCACUGCUAGAGGGGUGCUGAAUGUUGUAAGACCUCGCCCGACACUCUCGUCUGGAGUGAUUUAA
Molecule: messenger RNA, 2061 nt
Organism: Striga hermonthica
Lineage: Eukaryota; Viridiplantae; Streptophyta; Magnoliopsida; Lamiales; Orobanchaceae
Source: the annotation of a GenBank genome assembly